Molecule: messenger RNA, 890 nt
Organism: Linum trigynum
Lineage: Eukaryota; Viridiplantae; Streptophyta; Magnoliopsida; Malpighiales; Linaceae
Source: the annotation of a GenBank genome assembly
UCACCGUCGUUUGCCUGGGAGUCGCCGUCGCCACCGCAACUGCCUUUCGCUGCGCUGCUCGGUCCGCCUCGUCGACGUCGCCAUCGCCCUAAUCCCAUCCGGCCCAAUUCCCACCGGUGGAAUUCUCUCUCCAGCUCACGAAGUUCUCUUCUCCACCUCCCCUUCUGUCCCGCUCAAGGACGAAGAAGAUGAGAAAGAUCCAUUGUUCUGUUGGCGGUCGCGCGCCUGCUCUGAUUCUCGAUCCGUCCCGUCAUCGCCGCCAUGCCUGCUCGGUGCGCCAAUCGGGUUCCAUCGUCUAUGCUGCUGCUGCCGAGCGAUGGUGAGGAGGAAGAAAUAACAGCUCGGUCCGACCCGGCCGUCGCCUCUAUUUCUUCUUCGUCCUUGAGCGGAGUAGCAGCGGAAGAGAAUUCCGCCGGCGAUGAGCAGACGGAUUUAGGGCCAUGGAUUGGGGGCGACGAGCAGAGGGAGGAAUCUUCAACGGCGACGAGCAAAGGGCGUGGGCCCGGCAACGAGCAGAGCCAAGCUGGGGAUUAGGGCGAUGGAUUGGGGGCGUGGGUGAGGAGUCUUCCGCCGUCGCCAAACAGAGGGCGUUGGAGGGGCGACGAGCAGUUGGGGCGCUAGGGAUUAGGGUGAUGAUUGGGGCGACCGUUCUAGAAAUUGGGGGUAGUAUUGUCUGUUUGGUUAAUUUAGGGCGAUAUUUUUAAAAAGUUAGGGCGUUAAAUAGAAAUCCAGUUUUUUUGGGGGGAGAACAGCAUGGUUGUCAUGGCACUGUCAACUGGUUCAACCUGUGUCGGUAAUAAAACUGGCAUGACACCAACAGUAUAAUCGGUUUGAUCGACUUGUGCAUUCUAAGCAAAAUGACAUCACUUUAAUGAAUUUAACUAAUAAAA